This is a messenger RNA of Epinephelus moara (kelp grouper), 1697 nucleotides long. Its product is annotated as calcium-binding protein P-like. Gene Ontology annotation, cellular component: membrane. The transcript has 2 exons. The coding region runs from base 126 to 1553 and encodes 475 amino acids. NCBI's taxonomy places the organism in Eukaryota, Metazoa, Chordata, Actinopteri, Perciformes, Serranidae. The record is from RefSeq and is a predicted model, not a curated record. Gene Ontology annotation, biological process: protein homooligomerization.
ACCCGAGCAAGAAGAAACACCCCGAGUCAGAGUCCAUAACCGUGCUGAGGGAGGGAGAGAGCACAACAACGCAUUAUCACCGAAUUACCACUGAGACACACACACAGACCGUCUCUUCACGGUCCAUGAUGGGGAGGUUGUGUGACAUAGCUCUUGUGUCCCUCCUGAUUGUGUUUCUGUUGAACACUGAAUCAGCAUGGGCGAAGAGAGGCGGCAGCAGCAGCGGCAAGAAAACCUCUUCUUCUUCAUCUUGGAACAACAGGGGUGGGACACAGUCAAAACCAUCUCAGCCGGGAAGCUACCCCCGACAGCCACAGAGUCCCAAUCGAAACCCCAAUCCAUACCCUGCUGGGGGAAGUUACCCUGGAGCAGGCAACACUAAUCCAGGAGGAGUCCCCAGACAAAACCCACCAAAUUAUCCAGGAGUUGGUAGUAACCCCAACCAGUAUCCCGGUAGAGCCAAUCCCGGAGGUUAUCCAAACCAGAACCCUGCAGGUGGAUAUCCUGCUGGGGGGUAUCCGAACCAAAACCCAGGGAGAGGGAAUUAUCCAAAUCAAAAUCCACCUGCAGGAGGCUACCCAGCGGGAGGUAGCUAUCCAGGCAGACCUGGCAACCCAGGAGGAUAUCCUAACCAGAACCCUGCAGGAGGCUACCCUGCAGGAGGCUACCCAGGUGCAGGAGGGUAUCCUAAUAGGGGAGGUGUCAAUCCAGGUGGGUACCCGGCAGGUGGUUACCCAGCAGGUGGUUACCCAGCAGGUGGUUACCCAGUCAGAGGGGGGAAUACAGGACAGGGUUGGGGUCAGCCGGGCUGGGGUCAAGCUGGUGGGUAUCCGGGGGGUUACCCUGGUGGAGGGGUUGGUGGCUACACCAACUGGAACCCGAAUAAUAAGAUCCUCAGUCCCCGCUAUGGUGGAGGAUAUGGAUAUGGCGGUGGUCAUGGGAUGGGAGGGUCUCCUUUCUCUCGUUCUGUGCAGAACAUGGGUUACGUGCCCAAGUCUUCAGGUUUUGCCAAAAAAGCCAUGCUGGCAGCAGGCGUGGGUGCUGUGGCUGGAAUGGCCGUGGGAUAUGGAUUAGGGCGCUUCCCUCGACCACACUUCAGUUUCCGCAAUCCCGAAGAAGAGUACUACUACAACAACUACAUGUAUAGGCGUUAUGGCACCCAGUCCACCGAUGAAAAGGACUAUGGGCGUGAUUAUGUCUACAAGCCUCCACCUCGGGCAGAGUCUUACAACAAGUUCAUGGAUAACUGUAUGAAUAGGACUGACACUCUGAAAGACCAGAGGAGUGGCUCGACCACGCCUAAAAGUCAGGGUGGAGCUGAUGACGAUGAUGACACCGUCAGCAUUGAGGAGAUUGGAUACCCGGCCCUAAUCGUGCAAGUCAAGGCCCGGCGCUGCGUCGAGCAAUAUAUGGUCUACUCGGAGCGCUUUCUGCAGGAACGAAAGGCGGAGCAACAAGUCAUGCCAAGUGGCAGCAGCCCUAUAAACUACGGGGCGGCUCAACUUUUCACCUCCCUCCUCAUGCUACUUUCCAGCAUGCUACUCCUCCAGUGAGAACACUUUGUCCUCCUUUUACUAUACCCUAAAUGGAUUUCUACUUCCUCCAUUAUAUCUGCACGACCAUACAAGGCUAAUGUAUAUUAUCUCCAUAGCGGGCUUUCUGGGUCAUAUAAAGUCAGUCCUCUAUUAUCGUCUCAG